GUUGGUUCUUUUGCGAGAGGACUCUUCUUGGUUCACUCAGAAUGCUUGGAGUCUAAUUACAUUGAAAGCAGACCAUUUAGAGUUAACGCUGGGCCGGUGCAUGCGUAUGUCUCUGUUCCAGGUGGAAAGACUUGUUACCUUUCAGAGUUAAGAACGGGAAGAGAGGUAACUGUUGUUGAUCAGAAAGGGAAACAGCGGACAACGGUCGUUGGACGAGUCAAAAUCGAGAAGCGUCCACUUAUUCUUGUAGAGGCUAAGCUUAGCGUAAAGGAGGAGGAAACGGUUUUUAGCAUCAUCUUACAGAACGCGGAAACAGUUGCAUUAGUCACUCCGCACCAAGUAAACAACUCAUCUAGAAAAACCGCUGUUCCGGUGACCUCGCUGAAACUUGGGGAUCAAGUUUUGAUCAGAUUACAGGGCGGUGCACGUCAUACCGGUAUAGAGAUUCAAGAAUUCAUCGUCGAGAAUUGAUCAAACACUUUUGCGGGUAACAUUGAGACAUAUUCAAAUAAAAUGUUUUUGUCUCUAUUCAAUUCUUCUUUUAUGUAUAGGUGUCGCUUAUUUUGGUAGAUAUAUAAGGACAUAAUAUAACGAAGUAACGAACCAACAGGAUACUAUUUACAAUUUCGUUUCCAUUUUAAUUAAUAUAAACGUAAAUAAUCUAUUUAUAUAAA
Messenger RNA from Camelina sativa (false flax), 674 nucleotides. The record is from RefSeq and is a predicted model, not a curated record. NCBI's taxonomy places the organism in Eukaryota, Viridiplantae, Streptophyta, Magnoliopsida, Brassicales, Brassicaceae.